Messenger RNA from Hypoxylon trugodes, 3295 nucleotides. RefSeq lists its product as uncharacterized. The coding region runs from base 148 to 2772 and encodes 874 amino acids. NCBI's taxonomy places the organism in Eukaryota, Fungi, Ascomycota, Sordariomycetes, Xylariales, Hypoxylaceae. The record is from RefSeq and is a predicted model, not a curated record. The transcript is spliced from 2 exons.
UUACGUAUUUAAUAUUCUCUGUCCGUGCUACUCUAAUAGUACAUAUACUACUACCACGAAUGGUUACCUUUACAGUCGAGCAGCUGAAUUGCCAGCUACGUUGAUAAGCAACAACGGUCCUACGCUCUUUCGCGUAACAUCGCAAACAUGCGACCUCCGAGAAUCCUCAUCCUUGUUCUUUUCUUCGCCGCCUGUCUCUUCCUCCUAUGUCGUGCGAUUACAACGGUCGGCCGUCCCGCACCUGUCAUAUCUUCGCCCCAAACAACACAGAAAUCCGGCUUCAAAUCUCUGUUCUCCUUCUCGACGCCUUUUACCCUCUUCCCACCGAACGCUAUUAUCACCAUAGCCGACGACAACAGUACCUCAUUCGCGGCCAGGCCUGCGGCUUUUGGGCCCCCUUUGCCGGGGAAGGGCAUGGAUGGACAGUUAUGGAUUGGGAGUGGUUUUACUGAGGAGUCUCUGCAAAAUGGAGAGGGCGAGGGCGAGUUGGGCUGUAGUGAUGUACCUGGUUGGGACGAUGGCACUUCGAGUGCUGUCCUCAAGCCAUCGACAAAGGAAAUACAAAAUAAAUUCAAAACUGUCGCUGAUGUCGGUAAGACAAAAAAACAGAAACGGUCUGAUACUAAGAGCCCUCUGGUCGAUCGAAUCGCCGUUUCCGAGUCAGAGCCUAGAUCCGGAUCCAAACCCAAACUUAAGCCGAUUGACGAUGGGACCGACGAUUACCUCCACCAAAAUCCUGAUAAAUUGGUUAAUCCGCAGAGUGACGCACUAGGGUUUUCGAGUUCCAGCCAUGCCGAUAUUCAGUCAAUACAGGAGGGGGCCGAGAUCGCCGGCAAGAUAGUCUUGCUAAGCCGUGGUGGCUGUGGUUUUCUCGAAAAAGUAAAAUGGGCCCAGCGGCGGGGGGCCAUUGCUCUUAUCGUCGGUGACAACCAAAGAGGAGGCCCAUUAAUACAGAUGUAUGCCCAUGGGGAUACUUCCAAUGUCACUAUCCCUUCUAUCUUCACAUCUCGCACGACCGCGUAUCUACUCUCGCUCAUGAUGCAACCUGGAAGCUUCAUCGAAGAUAUAAUCGAUGAGAACGGCAAACCUUCUUUGAAAGUACAACAGUCCGACAGGGCUCGGAAGAACAGGAAGCCAAGGGGAGCGGCUGCGCUGGCUCAGCCUCUAGGAACGGUUUCAAAACCGAGAGGCGUGAAAACCCCGCCGGCCAAGAAGCUUCCAUCAUCGAAAAAUGAGUCAGCAGGACCAGCAGUAGGCUGGCUUUCUAGAGUAUUGAAUUGGGGUACCAGCCCCAGUUCCAUUUCGGCCGGAAGCCGCCCGCCUAGUAGUGGCCAACUCGACUGGGUCAUAGUCGAGGAUUUUUCGGACGAAAAGGAUAAAAUCAUAAAAACUAGUCUGGACCGUGCUUCCAAAGCAAGGUCGGACAGCUCUUCAAGGACAAAGGACAGACAAGCCCCCGAUGAUCACUUUCAGAUAGGGGUAGAAGACUGGCGGGAUCCAGACUUAGUUGGUUCUACGGGUGAAAACGAGAAGCCAGAGAAGUCUUCGGUAGAGGCCAAUAGCAAGUGGGUCAAAUCGAAUUCAAGGAUUAAUCAAGCCUCUGGCUCUAGAGUGUCAGAAAAUAAGAAACAAAAAUUUAACGUACCACCACCGAUGGGAGGCAGAGUCACCCCUAACAGCGGGGAAUAUGCGGCAGAUCAUAUGCCCGCGAAGGGGUUCGACGCUUUCGGAUCCGCCGAAGGAAAAACGUCGCCUUCGAGGAAUGGGGGUCUCAUUUCUAAAAUACUAGGAGACGGUGAUGGAGAGGAUCUUACCAAAGUCGAAGCCAAGCCUAAAUCUGUGGACAAGGCAAGUGUCGAAAAAUCCACUAAAUCUGGAGAUCUUCCCAAUGAGCGAGAAGGCCUUUGGGUUGUUAUUACCCCCUCUAGUGGUGCUAGCCCUUUCUUUGAUACGCUCUUAGUUCUAGUUAUCAGUCCUCUUAUAACACUCACGGUAGUGUAUGCUCUCCUUAUCUUGCGGGCGCGCAUUCGGCGAAGACGAUGGAGAGCUCCGAAAUCCGUUGUCGAGCAGCUCCCGGUUCGCACGUACCACACCGUGGCAUCCACACCAAGUCGAACGUCCCGGGUACCAUCUCCCGCUAGUUCGUCCCCCACGACACCAUUACUCCAGAGUCAACACGGCCCUUCAAGGCCCAGGCCCCGAUCGCGGACUACUACUAGUGUACCGUCAGCCAGCGAGCUGCUACAGGUUGAGUCUUCGUUACCGCUUCCUAGAUCUACGUCACGCGCGGAGCACGAGAAGCGUAAUACGCAGACUUCAAGCGAGUGGAAAAAGUAUAUGAGCCGGCAAGUCGAGUGUGUCGUUUGUCUAGAAGAAUAUGUCGACGGCGUUAGCCAAGUUAUGAGUCUACCCUGUGGCCAUGAAUUCCACGUGGAUUGCAUAACGCCGUGGUUGAUAACACGACGACGAACCUGUCCUAUCUGCAAAGGUGACGUUGUCCGAUCCUUAGCUCGAGGGAUGCCAUCUAGCCCACGAUACGAGCCAUACCAAGAUGAUAGUGACGAGGACCUGUCAAUGCAAGCAACGAGCUCCUCGUCUUCCAAUGCCCCCCUGAGACAAGUAGACGAUACCGAUAUAGAGCAGGGAACUUCAACAGGCUCCCACCGCUCGCAUCAAGAGGGUUGGUUCGGUACGUUUAGGGACAGCCUGCGUGUCGGAUUCCUGUCUCGGUCUAGGCAAACAUCGGAAGACAUCAAUAAUCGGGAUAGGUGAUAAGUACCCUCCCUAUAUGAUAUACUUUUACUUGACAGGAUUGGCGUUGGGUCAUAUUAUAGCGACAUGACUUCAUUACAUACUGGUUACGGUCGGAGAACGCGUCAGGGACAUGGCAAGGGGCUCGGAAUGGGAUUAGGAGCAUGAACUAUUUCGCUCCUCUAUUGGGUUGUUACAUGUACACGCCUUUUUCAAAGGGCGUCUCUUUUAGUGAAAGGCGUGUAAGCAUUUACUGGUUGGCCUUUGGAUUAUAGGGAGUAAUAGGCUGUAGAGAACGCGUUAUACCUAGGCAGCUAGCUAGGAUGAGGAGUAUUAUACCCUGUGUAUACGUGAAUGGUUGCGAGUAUAAAUUCGGCUUGCUAUCGUGAUUUGGUAUUGACAUAAGUACAUACCUAGGUACAUAGGCGUUAGACUCUUCAACGUCGCCGUAUGUGGUCAAAGCUUUUCCAAAAAUGGAAAGUGGGUAUUCAAGACCCGCAAUGAUUUAUAUGGGGGUCAGUCAUCCAUGGAUGAUUGCUAAGGC